Messenger RNA from Botrytis fragariae, 1530 nucleotides. RefSeq lists its product as uncharacterized. The transcript is spliced from 3 exons. The record is from RefSeq and is a predicted model, not a curated record. NCBI's taxonomy places the organism in Eukaryota, Fungi, Ascomycota, Leotiomycetes, Helotiales, Sclerotiniaceae. Bases 1 to 1530 code for a protein of 509 amino acids.
AUGUCUUCUACUCCUACAACCACCGGACCGAUCCCGGCUCCCACAAAUACUGUUAAUCCUCUCCCCACUACACCUGCUGAGGCUGCCGCAGGAGCCGAACCAGCUGCUUCAGGAACAGCAUUGGAUUUGCACACACAAACGGAAGAUGCAGCAAAGGAAUACAAGAAUGCGCAGAAGGCUGAGAAGGCUUACGCGCAGAAGAAGAAGUGCAUGACUGCGAGAAAGGAUUGGUAUGAUUGUAAAGUACAUUUUGCAGCUGGAGUGCAGGGGUUUAGAGAGGGAGGCAAAUGUGUUGGACGGGUUGUUAAGGCCGGACCGGCUUUGGCAAUGGAGAAAGUUAAGGGGGGGAAGGGCCAAGGGGUCAAGACUGUGGAUAGUGGUGUCUCGGGGGAGAGUAUCAUGGUGGAGAAGGAGAAUGCUAAUAAGAAGAGUGGUAAUGGUGGUGUGAAAGCAAAGGUGAUGGGGUUGAAAGAGAAACUUUUGGCAAUGAAGGAGAAGAGGGCGAUGGAGAAACAGGCAAAAGCUGAUGAGAAAGCUGCCAUCGCCACUCCCACUGCAAGCGGAGCUGUAGCAGCAACACCAGCAGCAGAAGCUACACCUGUUGUUCCCGCUGCUCCCGCUGCUCCCGUCGCUCCUGUCGCAGCAACCCCAGUCCCAAGUCCAACACAGACCAAACAGGAAAAAAAGAGAAUGACUCUGGAUCAGAGAAUCCAACAAGAAGAAGCCAAAGCGCUCGCGCGUCAGGAAGCGGAAGCCUCCGCGGCAAACGCUUCAGCUACGACAGGAGAAAUCCCAGUCGUGGCUCCAAUCCAAACUCCAGCGCAACCUCAAGGGCUAACUCCAAUCCAAACCACGCAAACAUCAACAUCGUUGGCGAACCCCCCGCAAUUGCCUCCCAAGACACAGUUGAGCCCCCCGGAUCCCCAACGAAGGGGACCAUGGAGCCGAUUCACGAGGACGGGGAGACGGGAGCCCUGCCCUUGGCGAGCGGGAUACAGGGGCCGGGGGAGAUGGGGCGGCGAGGGAUUGAAAGCCAGAGUGGCGGUUAUGGUGCGAGGAAGAUUGAGAGGAGGUGAUGCGCGCGCGCCUGCUUUUCCAUGGUUUACCGCGCACUAUGCAGAUGAGAGUGAGGAUUCGAGCGAGGAGGAAAAGAAAAAAGAGAAGAAAAUCAAUGCGAAAAUGGGAAUGAAAACGAAAACGAAAACAGGAACAGCAACAGGAGCAAAAGAAUCAACGCGAGCACGAAUUAUGGGACAUUUUUCCAGGACGAAAAAAACUGAUGCAGGAAUGAAUUAUAACGAGAAGAGAUUUCGCAGACCCGGGAAGUUGGCGACGUUGCGCUUGAGAUGGAGUCUGUUUGUGUCGAAAGUGAGGGAUAGGGCGAGUGAUGCGUUGGGAUGGGUUGGGGUGUUGAUUAUGGAUUUCUUGGGGAGGGUGAGUGAAGUGGGAGAGGGAAUGAGGAAGAAGAUUGGUGGGAAGAAGGGGAAGAAGGAGAAGAAGGUUAGGUUUUCGAGGAGAGCAUUUUUCUAA